GAGAGCCAUCCUGGAGCAGCACGAGAGGGAAACCUGCUUCCUGCGGGACCUGGCGCUGGCGGCCGAGAGGAAUUACAGCCAGGGGGAGCAGGAGGAUGUGCUGAACUUCCAGAGUGCCCGGGAUGACAUCAAAAACAAGAGCCAGCAGGAGAAGCAGUACACCCGCCUGGAGGUGGGGGGGAAGCUGGACGAGCUCUGGCUGCAGUUCCAGGAGGCCCUGCAGGGCUACACCGAGGCCACCGAGCACCAGAAAGUCGCUUUCCAAGUCCUGAAGGAGAAGGACAGGAAGCACAUCAAGGAGAAGGUGGCACAGGGCAAGAAACUGCAAAAGCUCCAGGACUUGGUGGCUGCCACCAAGAGCCAGAUCAUCACUCACCUCCGGGAGAGCAAGGAGCAGAACCAGCAGAUGAGGGAGGAGAAGGAAAAGGCCCUCAAGGAGCUGCAGGAGCUGAAGAACGAGAUGAACCAGGGCAGGGCGAGGGCCCAGAGCAGCCUGGCCAGGCUGGUGCUGCAAAGUGGGGCUGCCCUGAAGGCUCUGGGGCAGCUGGUGGAGAAGGCCCAGCGCAUCCUCAGGUUGGCCGAGAUGUGUCGCAGGCUGGAGACAGAGGAGGAGAAGGUGCUGCCCUUCUACCCUUCCUCCCUGGAGGAAGAGGAGCAGCAAGAUGCCCAACGAGUCCUGCAGGAGACCCCAGAGGAGCCCCUGGCCCAGGCGAGGCUGGAGGAGCAGGCGCUGGAGCAGGAGCGGGCGGGACUGGCCCUUCAGCACCAGCAGCUGCGGGACGUGCUGGGCCGGUACUUGGCCGGGAUCUCCAGCAGCCAGGAAGUGCUCAACAACCCCAACCCCCUCCUCACCGUCCACAACAAGAAUUGCAUCCCCAGGGGGGAAGGAUCCCGCUCCGGGAAGGACU
Molecule: messenger RNA, 908 nt
Organism: Chaetura pelagica (chimney swift)
Lineage: Eukaryota; Metazoa; Chordata; Aves; Apodiformes; Apodidae
Gene: CCDC65
Product: coiled-coil domain containing 65
Exons: 5
Biological process (GO): cilium-dependent cell motility; regulation of cilium movement; axonemal dynein complex assembly
Cellular component (GO): axoneme; axonemal dynein complex
Source: RefSeq, a predicted model, not a curated record